Drosophila serrata is the source of this 2175-nucleotide messenger RNA. Its product is annotated as sphingomyelin phosphodiesterase 1. The record is from RefSeq and is a predicted model, not a curated record. Gene Ontology annotation, cellular component: lysosome. Gene Ontology annotation, biological process: sphingomyelin catabolic process; ceramide biosynthetic process. NCBI's taxonomy places the organism in Eukaryota, Metazoa, Arthropoda, Insecta, Diptera, Drosophilidae. Gene Ontology annotation, molecular function: acid sphingomyelin phosphodiesterase activity.
AUGAAGUUGAUCUGGAGUACAACUCUUUGGGGAAUCGCUCUCCUGCUGGUAGGCUGCGGAGCCUUCAGCCUGCCAAAUGUUCCGGAUACCUUGACCAAGGAGGAGCGUCUGGCCGCAUUGCAAUCAAUUACCGUGGCUGAGGAGAUAAGCCGUGAUUACCUGAAGUACCACCACACGGGAAUCCAGACGGAUCGGCUAAAGGAAAUAGGAUACGAUCUGCGGAACAGUCACAGUCGAAAGGACAUCUUCACUGAGUCCAUGGCUGAUCUGAAGUCUGCCGAUCAGUUCUUUGUGUGCACCAUGUGUCGAUCCACAAUCAAUGUCUUUGUACGAACCUUCACCGAGGGUGAACUGAGUGGUCCGCAGCGUGAGGCGGAGGUCAAGAAGCUGAGCCUGGGCAUCUGCGAUUACUUUGGCAUUUCCACCCAGGAAGUUUGCUCGGGUCUCUUCGAUUUGAAUUGGCCCAUCUUUGAUUUCAUCUUUAAUGAGACUGCCGCUGAUUCGCAAUCCUUCUGCGGCAUGCUGCCCAUUGCCAUUUGUCAGGUGAAGCAGGAUGAGUAUAAUCUUACAAUGACCAUUCAGGGGGAUUCCCCCACGGAGCACAAUUCGGAGUUACCCGCUCGCAGUUCGGAUGAUCUGCUGAUCCUUCAAUUUACCGACAUCCACUAUGAUCCCGAGUAUGCCGUCGGCAGCAAUGCCGAUUGCGAUGAACCCAUGUGCUGCCGAACUGCUUUGGCCUCGGGUGCGGAUACCUCAUCCGCAGCUGGUUACUGGUCUGAUUAUCGCUCCUGCGAUACACCCAUUCACCUCAUCCAUAGUGCCUUCCAGCAUGUCAAGGAUAACCAUAAGAUUGAGUGGAUCUAUCACACUGGCGAUGUGCCGCCCCAUAAUGUUUGGUCCACCACCAAGCAGGGCAACUUGGAUAUGUUGACCGAAAUCGAUGGACUUCUGGCAGAGUACUUCCCAAACACGCCCAUCUACCCCUGUUUGGGCAACCACGAGCCACAUCCCACGAACGUUUUUGGCAAUGAUGAAAUACCCACCGCCCUGAGUGUCAAGUGGCUUUAUGAGCACGUGUGGAGCUUGUGGUCCAAGUGGUUGCCUGCCGAGGCGGAAGCCACUGUCCUUCGUGGUGGUUACUAUACCGUUCCAAUUAGCCAAGACUUCCGGGUCAUAGCUUUGAACAGCAUGGAUUGCUACCUGUACAACUGGUGGCUUUACUACAAUGCCACACUGAUCCAGGAGCAGCUGCAGUGGUUCCAUGACACCUUACUCCUUGCAGAGCAGUCUGGUCAAGUGGUCCAUGUCCUGACACACAUACCCGCCGGCGAUGGUGAUUGCUGGAGCAGCUGGGCAAAGGAGUACAAUCGAAUUCUGACCAGGUUCAGUGGCAUUGUGACUGGCGUUUUUAGUGGACACACCCACAAGGAUGAGAUGAAUCUGCAUUACUCGGAGGAGGGCUUUGCCACGGUGGUGAAUUGGAAUGGCGGAAGCUUGACCUCCUAUUCGGAUACGAACCCCAACUACAGGCUGUAUGAGCUCGAUCCAAAGAGGAGGCAGGUGGUGGAGCAUCACACGUAUAUCUUCAACCUGACUGCAGCCAAUCAGAAACCGGAUGAGCAGCCGGAGUGGUAUCUGGAGUACGAGUUCACCAAGGAGUUUACAGAGGAUACAAGUCCUGCUGGGAUUGACAAGCUGCUGGUGCAAAUGGCCGAGAAACCCGAUCUUUUGCGUAAAUUCCGGCGGUAUAAGUUUACCAGUUCUGAUCCCAAGAUAGCCGAGGGCUGCGAUAACACCUGUCUGAGUAAGACCAUCUGUAGGAUAGCCACCAGCAAUUACCAGGAGCGCACACGCUGCAAGGAGCUGCAGGCCAUCCUGGCGGAGAGUCUGGAAAAGGAGGAUAACACCGAUGUUGAUGACCAAGGAGGCGGUGCCUCUGGUCUAAAGGCCUUCAGCCUGGCCUCUCUAUUGGCCUUGCUGACUGCAUCCGCAAUCCUCAACUGAAACUUAUCGUUGAGCUAUACAUAGCUUCCAUAAUCGUUGGCGAUAAUCGCACCACGAUGAAGCCAUAAAACGAGUAAUAAAACAACUUAGCCCGGAGAUAUAUAGAAAGAGAGAUAUAGAUGAUAAACCCGAAGAACAAUAAACACACUCGAUUCUUGUAGUCAACACUCA